Colletotrichum paranaense is the source of this 300-nucleotide messenger RNA. RefSeq lists its product as uncharacterized. The transcript has 2 exons. Lineage: Eukaryota; Fungi; Ascomycota; Sordariomycetes; Glomerellales; Glomerellaceae. The record is from RefSeq and is a predicted model, not a curated record. The coding region runs from base 1 to 300 and encodes 99 amino acids.
AUGUUGACAUGGGCCGAGUCUGGACCAUUUGCCUCGGGGAACACUCGACAAAUCGUGAACGGAACGCUACUUGGUAGGAACCAAGCCGAGUGUACGCCUCAUGAAAGUGGGUUGCGCGAGGACAAGGCCCGCAAUGUUGCUGUCAACCUUCAAGGGGUAGAGACUUCGGGAGUGGAGGUUCACAAGUCCCCGAACCUGAGUAAGCUCUGCAUGGGUGAUGGGCCCAAGGAAUGGAACGAGAUGGUCGACGAAGACACGGGAGAGACACACGCCCAGGCAGACAAAUCGCUCCGAGACUGA